AUGAGAUGCAAGGUUCUUAAUAAUCACAGAUUUUUCUUCCUGUUACAAUAUUCCGCGAUAAGAUGCAAUGAUGUAUGUGCAAGUGCCGAGUUCACAACAAACGGUCAAAAGAUAGCAGCUACAUCUGAAUCUAACGGAUCUGACUUCUUUAUCAAACUAAACUUGCUUGAAAACAUGCAGCCAAGUGUCCUCGCCCAGGAGACCCAAGUCAUAAACUGUACUGAGGACGCUGCUGCUGACACGGUUCUUCACAUCUCUAGUCUCUUGUUUAGAAAAAUCAGCCGUGGAGAAGACAAGAGAAGCAGCAAGUGA
Molecule: messenger RNA, 312 nt
Organism: Rangifer tarandus platyrhynchus (Svalbard reindeer)
Lineage: Eukaryota; Metazoa; Chordata; Mammalia; Artiodactyla; Cervidae
Source: the annotation of a GenBank genome assembly